GCUAUUGGUUUAAUCAACAGUGGAGUCUAUGAUAUGAUCGUAUGUGGAGGUGUAGAAUUCCGAUCAGGCACAGUCGUAAAAUGCGCAGCUUGAUGUUGAGAGCCAACAAAGCUAAAACUGCUGGCCAAAAACUCGCUCUCUUGGCGUCUAUCAGACCUGAUUUCCUUGUUCCUGAGUUGCCUGCUGUUGCCGAAUUUUCUUCUGGAGAAACUAUGGGACACUCGGCUGAUAGGUUAGCAGCAGCAUUUGGUGCAAUAAGGAUGGAACAAGACGAGUUUGCAGUUAGGUCGCACACAUUGGCCAAACAGGCACAGGACAAAGGAUAUUUGACCGAUUUGAUUCCGGUCCAAGUUCCUGGAUCAACCAAGCCAAUCACACACGAUAACGGUGUACGAGUAUCUCCCAUCGAGAGAAUGGCCACUUUGAAACCCGCUUUUAUCAAACCUCAUGGUACAGUGACUGCAGCAAACUCUUCCUUCCUCGUAAGUAAAAUAAAAAAUAUAGACAGGUUUUUAUAA
Messenger RNA from Acanthoscelides obtectus, 518 nucleotides. The record is from the annotation of a GenBank genome assembly. NCBI's taxonomy places the organism in Eukaryota, Metazoa, Arthropoda, Insecta, Coleoptera, Chrysomelidae.